Molecule: messenger RNA, 4222 nt
Organism: Ruditapes philippinarum (Manila clam)
Lineage: Eukaryota; Metazoa; Mollusca; Bivalvia; Venerida; Veneridae
Exons: 3
Coding region: 166-1086 (306 amino acids)
Source: RefSeq, a predicted model, not a curated record
UUUAAAUACCACCGGAAGUGCAGUCGAAAAAAUGCAAAACAAAAGAAAUUUUUGCAAGAUACGAAUAAAUGUCUAUGAAAGUCAACACUGUUUGAGAUCUAAAUGAUUUGUUAUACAUGAUGUUUAAAUAGCCAGAUUAUAGCCUACAGGUACAGACAGACAGCCAUGCAAUUUGGUAAUGUCAGCCUUGGGGUGUCUGCGGGGUACUAUAUCAUACUUGGACUGUGGUGGCACAUACAGAUUACUAAGAAAUACUGGAAUUGCAAACACAAGAAAUCAGACUUCUCAUCCUCUGUCUCAUUCCAGUGUUGCUCAAGAUGUAGGAAUAUACCUGUGGAAGGAAUAUGUAAGAUUCUCUCAAGUAUCUGUAUAUGUGUGGUCAGUAUAUAUCAAAUCAGAAGUGCUAGCAACACCUCAGAGAGGAAUGAGGGUAUCGGACAGCUCACCGUGUUUAGUUUGUUUUCCUUAGCAACGUUUUGUGAUAUUAUAUCAGACUGUUGCCAGCGUGUGAUUUUUCCUGGUCUGGACUACCUGAUAUUAGUGAUCUGUUUCAACGUACAGUCAGUAGUGCUGUCGUGUCAUUCUGUGUCAGUUUAUUCGUGGAUGUCGGUCGCAGAUACUUGUGCAAUGUACGCAGCUACAUUCGUUGCUGUGGCUUUACUACUCGAGUUUAAAUACCCGCAUUAUAUCUGGUUCCCGUUGAUGCGUUCAUUUUGUACUCUGGUGCUGGGAACCUGGUUUGCUCACAUGUGCAUUGUCCUGUUUCAAGAAAGCUUACAGUUGAAGAAUUCAUUAGAUGUUCCUAAUGUAACUGGAAACACAAGUUCCAUUGGAGCUCAGAGUGCAAUUUUGACUGAAUCUGAAACAAAGAUCGAGAAUUUAUCUUUUGUGCCAAUGUAUUUUUCUUGGCAUAUUCUGUUUAAUGUGAAUCUUUUGACAAUUAUUUGGGUAGCAGUGUGGAAAUUGGCCAAUAGAAACUGCUGUGUGUGCAUGCCAGAUGAAGAACGUGUCAAUCAGUUUGAAAAUCGUGUUCAUUUUGAUUACCAUAUGAUCACACGCAUGACCGAUUCCGAUUAUGAGGAUUAGUUUCCUGGAUGUUUGACCUUAAGCCCGCUGGUGGAAACUGAAUACACAUGUGACUAGUGCAGAUUGAAAUUAGCAUGCACAUCUGUGCAGUUUAGAUCAUGAUCUGUACUGUUUGCUAUUAAGCCUGUAAAUAUUUUUGAAAUUUUCCCCUUAAUAUGAUGAAUGGUUUAGUCCAGAUUGAAAGAUGGACAAGUCCAUUUAAGGUAUAUAGUGUUGUUAGGGUUAAAACACGUACAUCAAUGAUCUUUAAGAUGCAGGCAUCCUGAUAUUAUCAUAUUUUUAAAAAAAUCAAAUCUUUGUAAUAUGUAUAUAAGGAGUUUAAGAAAUGUAUAAAUAUUUACAAUUUAAAUGGUGCUUACAUUUUAUACUCAAAAUAUUGUGUAUUUUACUGUUUUGAGGAAGAGCUAUAAGCCUAUCGUACUCAGCCCUGCAUCAGGGUCAGCGUCCCACUUUGGUUAAACUUUUGUGUGCAAGUUGUUAUCUCCAAUACUACUUAAGGGAAUAUGUAAUUGUUGAAACUUCACACACGGUUUUGAGAGCUUAAUAGAGGGUCACUUUCCAAGCCCCAUAACUGUUACAUGGAUUUGACAGAAUUAUACCCCUUGUUGAACUUGGAAAAUUCAACAUUAUCCAGUUUCUUGUUUUACUAUCAAGCACUGGGAAUAGUUGAAUACACUGUCCUACUGAUAGCUCUUGUUAAUACUAUAUAUCUACCAAAGUUUAUUUAAAAGAGGAGACACCAUUUUUGAAUAUUUUGACAAUCUUAGAUGAAAUUUAAAAAAAAAUUAAGUGCCUUAAACUAAUUUAAAUCAGUUUAUUUCCACACAUGGCAAUACUUUUACAAAUACAAUUUACAAAAACACUUCUUAAUUUAUUAUAAUGUUUGGUGCUUGACUUAAAUAAAAGGCCCAUUAAGCCUAAGAAUUCUAUGACUUUUAUUUCUCAAAUUAUUUGGGUCCUGUUACAGUUUCCAAAAAUUUCCAAAAAGAUCAUUUUCCACAUAGCUUAGCCAUAAUUUAUAUCUUUUUUAUAGUAGCACUUAGUACAGUUAUAGUGAUUUAGUAUUUUGUAUGGAGGUCAAAAUACCACUUUGUUUAUAUUUUGCUACUUUUAUGACAAAUUUUACAUUCAGCGCUAUUUUAUUCUCUUGUUCUAAAUCAAUUAUUAUGGUACCAGUACAUCAAUAAAAAACAUAUUUUACACUUUUCUAAAGAAUGAUAAAAUAUUCAAUUCUGAGGCAUAAUGUGCCUUUAAUGACCAAUUUCAUGAUCUGAAUAUAGAUGUGCUUUAAGUUGCUACAGUGUAGCUCAAUGUGGAUAUUAUUUAUGAUACUCAUUAUUAUAGCUCAUCUUUGAGCAUUUAUAAUGCUCAAUAGAGCAUACACAAUGCUCAGUAGAGUAUUCACAAUGCUCAAAGACAAAUCAUUGUGGUAGUAAGUAAUGCAUUUUAUUAUCCCCCGCCGAAAAGGCGGCGGGGGAUAUAGUAAUAGUCUCCGUCCGUCCGAGCAUAUCUCUCAAAGUAUUUGAGUUAUCAACUUGAAACUUCAAAGGUGGAUAUACCUCAUUGAGGAGGAGUGCAGUGCACAAGAAUGAUAACUCUACCCUGCAUAAUUUUUUGAGUUAUUACCCUUUGUUAUUUUUCAAAAUUGAUUUUGUCCAGAGCAUAACUCAAAAGCCUAUGAGAUAUCAACAUGAAACUUCAUAGGUGCAUAGAUCUCACCCAGGAGGUGUGCAGUGCACAAGAAUGAUAACUCUACCUUUCAUAAUUUUUGAGUUAUUGCCCUUUGUUAUUUUUCUUACCAUUUUUUUCACCCAAGUGGAGCAUAACUUAAAAGUGUUUGAGAUGUCAACAUGAAAUGUCAUAAUUGUUAAGUUAUUGCCCUUUGUUAUUUUUCAAUAUUAAUUUUUGUCCAGAGCAUAACUCAAAAGGCCUUCGAGAUAUCAUUAUGAAACUUCAUAGGUGCAUAGAUCUAACUCAGGAGGUGUGCAGUGCACAAGAAUUUAUAAUUUUUGAGUUAUUGCCCUUUGUUAUUUUUCAUACUUAAUUUUUCAAUUCAAUUUUUUUUUCUCAAAAAGUAUUUGAGGUAUCAACUUGAAACUUCAUAGGUGGAUAGAUUUUACUGAGGAGGGGUGCAGCACACAAGAAUGAUAACCUACCCUGCAUUAUUUUCCAGUUAUUGCCCUUUGUUAUUUUCGGCCAUCAGUUUUCACAUAGGUUUCAAAUCUGUUAUCACCAUAGCCAUCAGUUUUCAUUACCAAAAGACCUCUUAAAAUUGAAUUACUCUGCUCUACUACAUAUACAUUCUUCCAAUGAGCAAACACAUUAGGCGGGGAAUGGCCAUGUUGACAUGGCUCUUGUUUGCAAUUGUUAUAAUCUUAACACAAUCAUGCAGUUAUUUGCUGGUUUUAUUCCUUAGUUGUAUAUACAUGUACAUUUAUAUAUAUUGUUGAAUCUCAAAAAUUUGCAUAUUGUAAUAUUUAUAAUAUAAAAUGACCAUUAUUUUUUUUACCCAAAUUUUUAUCUAGAAGAGACUUUUCUUUGGAGAAUCAAAAUAUGACCUUGACCUCUUCAUGACCUUGACCAUCAUGUCAGGUUUUCAUCUUUCGGAAACUUUACCAUAUUAUUGUUAGUUAUUAAUAGAUAUGAGAUAGGGGCAUUAAUUUUGUGUUGAAUUAACACAUCUUGUUUAAAAUAUUAAAAUAGUUUUGUGGGCCAUCUGACAACUUGAAUGUUAUCUUUUUAAAAUCUGAUUAUUGAUUAUGUAUAGAUUUAAAAAAAAAAAAAGUAAGUUCUAAGAAAUAGCAGGACACUCAUUGUCAUAAUGAUGAUAAUGUAUGUGGUGUGUCAAUAUUAAUUUUGACUUGUAUUCUAUAAACAUUUAUUUUUAUAUAAAAAAUGUGCCAAUUUUACCUUGUAAUGAUUACUGGUAGUAUACAUAUGUACAUGUUAAUGUAUAUUGCCAAUAAAUUAGCAAAUCUUGUUAACCUAGCCUUUUGGGUUAAUUAAUUAUGUAACAUAUUUUAAUAACAAGAUAAUUUAUACUAUUGUAAAAAAAUAAUUGUCUUUCAUGUUUUCUAAUUUUUUUUGGAAGAAGAAUAAUCACUUUGUAUAUUUUUUACCCUUUAAAUCUUUAAAA